GUUUUGUUUCUCUCGUUUUUAGAGUCCGAAAAGCAAUGGCGAGCUUGCUUCGGCUCUGGCACGGGCUCUCUAUGGUGCCGCUACUCUCCUCUGACCCGGCCUCACCGGAACUCCUCUUCGAUCGGAUUCAUGUGCUUCCGGAGAAACUUCGUCGUUGCUGCCCUUACUCUCCUCUGACUCGGCCUCACCGGAACUCCUCUUCGAUCGGAUUCACGAGCUUCCGGAAAGGCUUCGUUGUUGCGUCUGCUUCUUUUGACAGUGAAAAUCGAGAGUAUGUGAUGGCUUAUGGCAGGCUCUGUGUUGUGACUAAAAGGUGAUUUCAUGGAUGUUUCACAUUUUCUGUGUGUUAGAUCCUAUUGAAUUUAAAAAGUUUCCGGUCUGUUGUUUCCAAAUUCUGAUCUAAUUUUGCAGCCAUAUCCGCCAUAUGAGAGACCUGCUUUGACAAAAGGCUAUCUGUUCCCUCCACACAAGAAACUGGCACGAUUACCAGUAAAUAUCAGCUUAAUGUUUCUUGUCUUGUUGUUUCUAUAUUCCAAUUUGCUAUUUGCUGCCUGUGAGUCAAGUUGAUUUUGUUGAUAUAGAUGCAUUUGCAAUUAUGAGAUUAUGCCUGUUAGUUAAGUCAUUGUCAGCAUUUCUUUUCCUCUUCAGGUUAUAUGAUUAUGAAUUGGAAUAUUUUGUGAACUGAGUUUGUUGAUGAUUGGAAGUUUUUAUUUAGUACGUUUCUUAUUUUCAUGAUUAUGUUAUUAAGUUUCUGUUUUGAUAUAUUUUUUUCAUGGUUUUCAUACUUGUGUUGGGUCUGGUGGUGAGAGGCAAACUCCUAUGUGGUCUAAGGGAAAGGGAUUGAGGUCCUCUUUCUUGCGCCUUUUUAUUUGGCAAAUAUUGACAUUGUGUGCAUUGAAGUUUGGGUAGGUCACAGUAGUUUAAGGCUCUGAUAAUGAAUGGUUGCUGAUCAU
Rubroshorea leprosula is the source of this 953-nucleotide messenger RNA. The record is from the annotation of a GenBank genome assembly. NCBI's taxonomy places the organism in Eukaryota, Viridiplantae, Streptophyta, Magnoliopsida, Malvales, Dipterocarpaceae.